AUGCCCGAGUUGGCUUUCCCAGAGCUGCAACCCUAAAUCGUUUGCAAAAUCCCAGGCAGAGGGAGGGAGAUGCGGGUUCAGAUUCUGCCAGCUGCACAGCGUUGCUCGGAGUGAAGAGGCUGGAGGCGUUUGCAAAAGGCACCUUCUUGCUGCGGGAGCCUAAAUGGAAGCAAAACAGCCUCCUCGGGUACCUUCUUCCCCUCCACCAAGUAGCCCCACACCUUUCUCCCCCUCCCCUGUCAAGGGGGAGGCGCGCAUCGGUACACGCGUGCCUUUUAUUCUACUCCACCGAUUCCCCCCGACCCACAACCUGCUGGGGCCGCUGCGUGGACGAACCCGAAGUGCCGAGUGGCGCGGACUCCGUUUCCCGCGCACCUCUUUGGGCGCAUCUGAAGAGGCGGCGCCGCGGCUGCGCACGGAGCGCCGGGCGGCGUCUAGUUGCCGUAGCAACGAGCGGAGGCCACCGUCGGCGCGCGCUGAUGUCUCUGCCGGAGCCCGUGAGGAGGCGGCUGAGCUCCUUCAGCCGGACCGUCUUCACGGACAACAACCGGACCGGACCCGGGAGCAGCGCCGCCGACAGCGUGCCGGGUGAGUGGCGGGCGAGGGCGCCGCAGGGGCCAGCUACGAAGAUGGCGGCGGCGGCGCCGUCACGUGGUCGGCUGCCCGGAGUCGCGAUGGAGGGGCGCUGGGCGGCGGGGAGGCGGCGCAGAGCCCUGGGCUGUUGCAGCUGCAGUGGAGAGGGCAGGGGUUGCAGUGAAUGCAAGAUCAGGGGCUCCUCCCAGACCAAGGAAUGCCUAAUAAAGACCUUCUUAUUCAUUUGUUAACUGCUGCCACAUUAAUAAUUGCCAGGUUUUGGAGGACUCAAUAUAAAUCUCUUCGAAGCUUGCCUGUCGUAGAUAUGGGACUCCAUACUUACGGAUAAACUAAUGGCCUUACUGCAACAAGAGCACCAUACGGGAAAGAUCAACACAAGCUUUUAUACAACGUGGCCGCCUUUUAUUGGAUAUGCACGGCUUCCAUCCACCAGCAACACAGGGAACGUUGUGGAAUGACACUUUCAUCUGACUAUACAUCCAAUGAUCCUCAUCUGGGAUUGCUUUUGUUACAUUUUCACUUUUUGUGAUGGCUCUACACCAACCUGCAGCUGUUAUUGUUGCUGUUACUAUUUUUUCUCUACUUUAUAUCUAAUUCAUUUGUAACUGAAAAUCAAUAAAACACACCAAAGAAGCAGCAGCUCCUAGUGGAAAUGGGUUCUUCGUUUCAGGCCACUGUCCACUUCAACUCUGCAAAAACGUGUGGCUUUCUCAGGAGCUUUUGUAAAAGCGGGUAGCAACUUGUGUAAUUUUGAAUGUUACUAGCAUGAGGCAUAUAAUAUGCUUUUUAAAAUUCCAUCGCAUCCAAAUGUUUAUUUAAAUUUUUCUGAAUCGCAGAAUCAUAGAGAUGUAAGGAACAUCGAGGGUCAUCUCCUCCAGCCCCUUGCAAUGCAGGAAUCUCAUGUCAAAUUCUGUAAUGAACCCAGGGGAUGGAACAGUGUGGUGUAAAUGAAAGCUGAAAAGAAACAAGGCAGAUGUCAGGAAGUAGUAUUUUUGACACUACGAAAACAUUGCAAGACGUUUGCUGAGGCAAGAACUCCAGAAUCAAUUGAGAAAUAAUGGCUGAUUUCCUGAAGGAACUGAAAAAGAUUUCUAUAAGUCAUAGAAUUGGAAGGAACUCUGAGGAUCUUCUAAUCCAGACAUUGGCAAACUCGGCCCUCCAGAUGUUUUGGGACUACAACUCCCAUCAUCCCUAGCUAACAGGACCAGUGGUCAGGGAUGGUGGGAAUUGUAGUCUCAAAACAUCUGGUGGGCCUAGUUUGUCUGUACCUGAUCUAGUCCAACCCCCUACAAUGGAGGAAUCUCAACUAAAGCAUCCCUGACAGAUGGCCAUCCAACAUCUGCUUAAAAACCUCCAAGGAAGGAGAAUCCACCACCUUCCGAGGGAGUCUGCUGCACUGAUAGAACAGCUCUUACUGUCAGAAAGUUCUUCCUGAUGUUGAGUUGGAAUCUCUUUUCUUGUAACUUUAAGCCAUUUGUUCCAGUCCUACCCUCCAGAGCCGGGGAGAAAAGCUUGCUCCAUCUUUCAUGUGACAGCCUUUUGAUAUUUGAAUAUGGCUCUUAGUCACCUCUUAUCCAGGCUAAACAUACCAAAUUCCCUCAACUGCUCCUCAUAAGUCUUGGUUUUCAGACCCUUGAUCAUCUUGGCCACCCUCCUCUGCACACAUUCCAGCUUGUCAAUAUGCUUCUUAAAUUGUGGUACCCAGAACUGUACACAGUACUCGAUAUGUGGUUUGAACAAGAUAGAAUAGAGUGGUACCAUUACUUCCUUUAAAAAAAAAUUGUAUUGAAACUUUUCAGCAAUAAAAACAGAUUGAUCUAAAUAAAAAACAAAACAACAUAAAACAAAAAAAGAAAGAACGGAUUAUUUGGGCUUAGAAGUUCAAGCAUGUCUCUUAGAACUGUGCUUUUUUCAGAAGCAUCUCAUUCAUCUGAAACCUAUGGAUAUUUUACUUCAAAGUAACUGUGCAAAAAGUUGUAGCCUUCAACAUAUAGAAGGGAAAACGUCUGAAGUGGCUGGUGGGUUCUUUCCUCUGUCUCUCCAGAUAAUGAAAUCGUCUCCAGUUUGCCCUUGCAGAUGUCCCUCUAUUUCAACCUCUGCUUUUUCCCAUUUUGGUGGGUCAGCAGUAUAGUGAUGCUGCAGCUGAAGGUGAGUUCAGAAGACAAUUGGUACUCUUAUAAUCCUAUUGCAUCUGCUGUUGUUCUGUACAAACUCUGCAAGAGAGACUAGUAAUGGUGCAUCUACAUACCUUGUAAUAGCCGUACUUCUAUAAUAAGAUUGAGAAUGUUCUGAGUGGUGCUUAUUUAAAGAAUUUUGUAUCCCACUCUUCAGCCAGAAAAAGCUCCCAAAACAAUUUGCCUAUCAGUGCAAACAAGGCAGUCCUAAUGUUUACAGUCUAAAGAACAAUCACACAACGGAAAAAGAGAUAAGGAGGGAGGAUGAAAUAAGUGGUGGCCAAACUUUUUUCAAAGAGGGCCAGAUUUGAUGAAGUGGAGUGAAGGGACAUGAGGGCCAACCAAAGAGCCAACCAAAAUUGUUGAGCUUUGUUUAGGAUUGAAGUUGUUGAGCUUUUUUUAUGAUUUUACCCCAGGAAAUAAACUGCCACAGGAGCUGGAUUAAACCGACCAGCGGGACAGAUUAGGCCCCCAAACCGGACUUUGGACAUGCCUGAUAAGCAAACUCUGUUAUAGGUUCCUAGUUAUAAGUUCUUCUAAUGACCAGCCAGAGUGGAAAAGUUCAAGGAGAUAACAGUUAAUGGUCUCAGCUGCAUUGAUGGAGUGACCCUCCAUCCCUUUCCUCUCCGCCUCUGCUGCAGCCUGGUGUAAUGACUGCUGCCAGUCAGGUGACAGUUGAUAAGAGGGAGGGGCCUGACUUCUCAGCAGAGAUGGCUCUCCAUUCCUUCUCUCCCUCCCCUGCUGUAACCUAAUGAAAUGGCUGUGGUCAAGUGACACUUGCAGACAGGUUUAUAACAUAAGCAGGCAAUUUUUUUUGGGGGGGGGGACACAGAUUCUCAGUGUAGCCUUAUGAGGCUUUGCCCUCGGGUGGGAAAAAUAUUGCGCCCGAGAAAGGGAAGUGGGAGUCAACAGACACUCAAGGAAUAGUUUCAGAGAAAAAGCUUUAUUUCUACCAUCCAUGAACUGGUAGAAGGAGCAAGUGUGAUAACUCACAAAAAGCAUGCACAAGUUCACAGUCAUGUGCACAAGCAUAUAUACCCUUCCAGUUCCCUCCCCCUUUUCUCCUCCUUCUUCCAGAGUCCUGCCCCAUGAAUUCCUCUGAGCAUGAACAGAAAGCUGUCUUGGGACUAUUGUGGACUCUUGGCGCCCUUCCCAGGAAAGGGGGGGAGGGGUGAGAAGCCAAGGGGUUUCAGAGUGUUCAGAUAUGUUUCAAUCUCUUGUUCUGGCAUAGUUCCCGGAAAGAAAGUUGCAAGUCAAAUGUACUGUUUGGCAAGGUCAACUAUAGCCUGAGAAGCGACCUUUGUUACAGCAGAGCGAAAUGUUUCUGAUGCUUAGCUAAUGCCUUUUAGGGGCUGAGAAAAAUUAUUUUGAAAAGCUUUGAGAAGCUUUGAGCCCGCUUUGGUGGGGGGUGACUUCGGGCCUAGGUGGGGUCACCUGUCCUCACCUCCUACAUCAGUAUAGUAUGGAUUCCAAGAAUAUGACAGUCAAUUGGCCAAUGGUAGUACAGGCAUACCUCAGAGAUAUUGUGGGUUCAGUUCCAGACUACUGCCAUAAAGCAAAUAUUGCAAUAAAGUGAGUCACACAAAGUUUUUGGUUUCCCAGUGCAUAUAAAAAUUACGUUUACACUAUACUGUAGUCUGUUAAGUGUAGUAUAUCUAAAAAAGCAAUGUACAUACCUUCAGAGUUGUUUUUUCCAUUGGGCUUACUGGCUUGUUGCACCAGGGCGCUGGCCCCUUAGGGGUGCCCCAGUGAGUGGGGGAGCUGUGUGGCUUUGCCGGCGGCCUCCCCUUUCCCUCUGCACGCCCGCCAGCUGCGCCCCGUCAACCAUAUGGGUGGCAGGCGUGCAGCUUCCUUCCUAGGCCCUCUUGGGAGGAGAGCAAUCCCCGCAGAGGCUUAGGAUGGAAGCUGCGCCCUGCCAACUAUAUGGCUGUCGGGCGUGCAGCUUCCUUCCCAGGCCCCCGCAGAGGCUUGGGAAAAGAUUGACAACUCUGGGAAACGGGGGUGGGGCGCCAGAGGGAUCUUUGCACCACGGUGGCGGAUAUGCUUAAGACGGCCCUGCAACCUUGAUUAAUGUGACGCAGAGACACAAAGUGAGCACAUGCUGUUGGAAAAAUGGCGCUAGUAGACUUGUUUGAUGCAGGGUUGCCACAAACCUUCAAUUUGUAAAAAACACAAUUAUCUGUGAAGUGCAGUAAUGCGAAGCGCAACAAAACGAGGUAUGUCUGUAUUUAAUUUUUUGUCAUUUUUUGUCAUUUCUCAAUUCUAGUAUCCAGUCUUACCAGACUACUACAAGUUCAUCUUGGUGACAGUCAUUAUAUUAACCUCUCUGAUUGAAAUGAUCCGCUUGUACCUAGGAUACAUGGGGAAUUUGCAGGAGAAGGUAAGUUUGCCUCACACCCAUGAGGAAUUCAGUAGCAGUUAUCUCAGACUAAUAGAUUAUUAAUAUUGAAUAACCUUUCUUAGGUUACAGCCUUCCCCCAACAAAUUUAGUAGCUGGACUCAGUCCUGAAGAUAAGAUACCACACAGACAUGCUGGUUAGACGCAUACAUGGUUUUUUUGUAGACACUUGUAUGGAGGAGCUUCUGUAGAGCAGUGGCCAAGACAAAGUGUGAAAGCCGGGAAGCAGCUCAGUAGGUGGUCUCAGUGAACCACCGCAGAGGGAAGGUCCUACCCUCUUCUGAAAUAUUUUUAAAUGGAAUAUUUUAAAAGUCUCUUAAGUGGUGCACAAUGGUAAAAUAAAAAUGCAGCAUACUGUAAAACCAAUAAGCAGUAAUAUAAAAGCAUUUUAAAAAAUAAAAGAGGAAUUGAUGCAUUCAAACACAUAAAACAGGUCUCGUCUUAAUGGGUCAGGGAAAGCAACAUGGAGUAAUGAAUGCUAUUGGCCACACAGGGCCGUUGUAAGAGUUGAAAAACAGUAUGUGAAGCACUUUGAGUACUUGAAAUACACUACAGAAAUGUUAAGUAUUAAAAAAACACAGUGCUAGUAUUAGUAAAUGCCAUUCUGGAAUGAAAUGUAAAAAAACCCAACAACCUGGGAUAUAAUGUGGAUCUGAAAGGAAAUGGAACUGACAUGUAUCUGUCUAACAAAGAAUAAGGUUAAGACUUUGGGGCUGCACUUUUCCUAUACACGUUUACCUAGGAAUAAUCCCAUUAAAUACAGUGAGAUUUACUUAUGAAUAAACAAGCACAGAAGCGCAUGGUGGAUCAGCCUAACAUGCUGUCUGCAAUUCCAACAUUCUAAAAUUCUAUUCAGUGCUUAAUCUGAUUAAGGUUUUAGCCUUGCAGUUGCAUGGAUUAGUAAGAAAGGAAAGAAACGCUCCUGAGUAUGUGCAGAGCGUGUUUUCCUAGCUACUGAAAAAAUGUUACACACAAGAUGCUUAAGCAGUCAGGGUUCAGGCCUCAUCAUGGGACUGAAACUGCCUUGGUCGCGCUGGUUGAUGAUCUCCGGCGAGCUAGGGACAAAGGUGAGAGCUGUUUCCUGGUUCUGCUGGAUCUCUCAGUGGCCUUUGAUACAAUCGACCAUAACAUCCUUCUGGACCGUCUAGAGGGGCUGGGAGCUGGAGGCACUGCUAUACAGUGGUUUCGCUCCUUCCUCCUGGGCCGUGUUCAGAAAGUGGGGGGGGGGUGAGUGUUCAGACCCCUGGGCCCUCACUUGUGGGGUACCUCAGGGUUCCAUCCUCUCCCCCAUGCUUUUUAACAUCUAUAUGAAGCCGCUGGGAGAGAUCAUCAGGGGGUUUGGACUGGGUGUCCAUCAAUAUGCAGAUGAUACCCAGCUCUACCUCUCUUUCAAAUCAGAACCAGUGAAGGCGGUGAAGGUCCUGUGUGAGUGCCUGGAGGCGGUUGGAGGAUGGAUGGCGGCUAAUGGAUUGAAGUUGAAUCCUGACAAGACAGAAGUACUGUUUUUGGGGGACAGGGGCGGGCUGGUGUGGAGGACUCCCUGGUCCUGAAUAGGGUAACUGUGCCCCUGAAGGACCAGGUGCACAGCCUGGGAGUCAUUUUGGACUCACAGCUGUCCAUGGAGGCACAGGUCAAUUCUGUAUCCAGGGCAGCUGUCUACCAACUCCACCUGGUACGCAGGCUGAGACCCUACCUGCCUGCGGACUGUCUCGCCAGAGUGCUGCGUGCUCUAGUUAUCUCCCGCUCGGACUACUGCAAUGCGCUCUACGUGGGGCUACCUUUGAAGGGGACUCGGAAACUACAACUAAUCCAGAAUGCGGCGGCUAGACUGGUGACUGGGGGCGGCCGCCGAGACCACAUAACACUGGUCUUGAAAGACCUACAUUGGCUCCCAGUACGUUUCCAAGCACAAUUCAAAGUGCUGGUGUUGACCUUUAAAGCCCUAAAUGGCCUCGGUCCAGUAUACCUGAAGGAGCAUCUCCACCCCCAUCGUUCUGCCUGGACGCUGAGGUCCAGUGCUGAGGGCCUUCUGGCGGUUCCCUCACUGCGAGAAGCAAAGCUACAGGGAACCAGGCAGAGGGCCUUCUCAGUGGUGGCACCCGCUUGUGGAACACCCUCCCAUCAGAUGUCAAAACGAUAAACAACUACCUGACAUUCAGAAGACAUCUUAAGGCAGCCCUGUUCAGGGAAGUUUUUAAUGUAUGAUAUUUUAGUGUUUUUUGGUUUCUAUGGAAGCCGCCCAGAGUGGCUGGGGAAACCCAGCCAGAUGGGCGGGGUACAAAUAAUAAAUUAUUAUUAUUAUUAUUAUUAUUAUUAUUAUAAGCAUGUUGAUUUCAGGUGCUUAAGCAAUAGUAGACAGCAUGGUGGGUCAGAGGCACUUACUUGGUCUCCAUGCAGGUGAGGCACUGCUGCUUAUUGAGAGGAGCGAGACAGUGGCAAGGUCAGAACACUGCAAAUGCAGUGACCAGUUCAAUCCAGUGUGUUUCCACCACAACACGCUCCCCGCCCCUUCCCUGUAUGCAGCAGCAUCUCACCUACCAGGAGCUCAGGUAAGCAGCUCUGCCCCACCAUGCUAUUUGCUUCCGUGUUUCAGUCUGUAUUGGAUUAAGGGGCGUACCUAGGGGUUGGUUAGGUUGGGCCCCGCCAAGGGCUCAGGCCCAGGGGGGCACAAAAAGCACACCUCUCAACUCUGACUGAGACUGGCUAGGAGCCUGUCUGUCCCUCUGCACGCUCUCCAAGCUGCUCUUCCGCUGCUCUGGGCAGCUGGGCGAGGCACACAGGGAUGGCGGGGAGGAGGGCAAGGGCGCAAGGAAGCCUGUGUACACCUCUGAUUGGAUUAUGCGCUACAUGUUUAGGAUUGGGGUGCUAGUGGGUUUCUCCACCCCACCCACUUCCUUCUCCUAAUCAUGGUCUCUUCAUUCUGACUUUUGUUGCCUAUGUAAAUCCUACCUCUUUAUCCUGAAAAAUGCUGUAAGAAUGUGAGCAAUACAAUUUGUCCUCUGCUGCUGUCCAGGGCAGCUAAAGGGCAAUGCUUCCUGUUGAAGAGACACAAGCUAGCAAUUUCCAUCCACUCCCUCGCUUCCCCCGGCUCUCCCCAGUCCUGUUUGUAUUCUGUUCCCCCUGUCAGCAAAAUGACAUCUGGCUGAGAUGUCUGAGUGAAAAGUCUGGUGGGGUUGGGUCUGAGUGAAAAGUCACUUCGUUGGCAGGGUUCUCUUGAAAGCUGCAGCCACAACAACAGAAGCAGAAAAUCCGCAGAAGUCGAAAAGCUGUUUAAUGAAAUCUCUGUGGCUCUUAGUUUCUCAGUGUUCACACUUUGGACACAGGUGUUAGAAAGUCUGACCAAUAAAUUUUCUACUACUGAGUCGUCAUGCUGCCAGGAGGUUAGUAUAUUGAUACAACCCCCCCCCCCCUUUUAUUUUUUUGCCUUUAAUAGGUUCCUGAACUAGCUGGCUUUUGGCUCCUGAGUCUCCUUUUACAACUGCCCUUAAUUCUCUUCCUGCUUUUAAAUGGAGGUCUGAAAAUCCAGCCCUUGGAGCGAGCAGUGAAUAUCGUCUUUGUAGUCUUCCUUGUCUUCCAGGUUGUUACUGCAUUCAUUGCCCUCAGAAGAAUGGUGAACCAACUGGCAAAUCGCUUCCGUCUUCAUGAGUUUGACCAGCUAGAUCGUCAUUUCCGCUCUGAUAACCUAAGCUGGCAUAAAAUGAGAGUGGAGGCUCCAUGGGAUAUGAGGCCACGUGUGGAGGAAAUUCGCUCAACAAGUUCUAGUUGGACAUCUGCCGUGAGGGCUUGAUGCAGAACAGCCACCUGCCCAUCUUCCUUGGUUCCUGUUGCCUUAAUUAUUUGGGUUUCUGACAAUCUGAACUUGUUCCAGAUAACAAAAAAGCUACUCUUCUGCUAGGAACCUGUAAGAUGAGCAUUACCACCAGUGUCUUCACUGUGAGCCAAUUCUGUUGCGAUCAAAAAUACUAACACAGGAAAAAAUGUGACACUGGAAUGUAAAACCUGCAUGUAUUUUGCAGGCAUGAUUCAUGAGGUUAGCUUUCUACACAAUCUUUCCAAUUGUAUCUUGUGUUAUCCACAUGGAUGUGCCUUCCCCUGUAACGCUUUAGCAUGUAUUCCUCUUUAGACAUUUUUCAGUGAAGGAAAAAUGUUUUAUCAGCAGUAGCCCUCAGAUUCACAGUUGUUUUGGACUUCUAAAAGUCUUUAUGUUUUUAUACUUUGCUUAAUUUUUAAAUGUGUUUUCUUAAUAUUUCAAUAACUGUUGCAAAGGAAUAUUUUGUAAAAAUAAAUUGGUGUUAAUAUAUU
This is a messenger RNA of Podarcis lilfordi (Lilford's wall lizard), 9468 nucleotides long. Lineage: Eukaryota; Metazoa; Chordata; Lepidosauria; Squamata; Lacertidae. The record is from the annotation of a GenBank genome assembly.